This is a messenger RNA of Dovyalis caffra, 153 nucleotides long. The record is from the annotation of a GenBank genome assembly. NCBI's taxonomy places the organism in Eukaryota, Viridiplantae, Streptophyta, Magnoliopsida, Malpighiales, Salicaceae.
AUGUCACACAAAAGCCGAAAGGGACUAGAUUAUCCUCUUCAACGGUAUAUAAUUGAUGGGUGUUUACCCGGAUUAGACCAAGAGGUAAUGAAUGGAGGAAUGACAGGAUUCCCUCUAGCUGAGAUCCAGGCAAAGACGAAACAAUUACAGUAA